AGCUACCGCAUGCGGACGGUUAAUUUCAAUUACAAGAAAAUAAAUCAGUAAAAAGCAUUUCUAGCAUUUCGAGUAAAAGAAGAGAUUAAAUGAGAAAUCACAAAAAUGUCGUUAAAACAAUCUAUUCAUAGUUCAUUCAUUAAUUGUUCUAUUCAUUGAUCUUAAAAUGUGUGUUUAUUUCAUAAAUAUAUUGAACUAUACGGCCCGUGCAAACACUUCGGACUAGUACUGAGGAGCUCAAACAAGAAUAUAUAAAAAUAUUGAAACAAGUCCAGUGCGAGAUGUCGGCAUAACAGAAAGUCAAACAACCAAUCAGCCAGUCAGCAAGCAAGAUAGUGUGAAACGUUCGAGUGACAGUGAGUUGGUGAGUCAGUUGCAGCAGAAGAGUCAGUUAACUAGAAAAUCAUCAAAUCAGCCUGCAAGGCAAAAAGUCCAACGUUGUACCUGUGUGUGAGACGAGCCCCGAUUUGUGGUUCUAAUUUGUCGUGUUAAAAAAUUUGUGGUGCACAGCCGAGCGUCGAUAAUUAAGCGAACAGUAAAGAGCAAAUAACAGCGAGCAGAGUCAAAAAAGAGUGCAGAGUGAAGCGGAAAAAAAACAGCAGAAAGAAAAAAGGCACAAAAGCUAACAAAUCGAACCAAAAAAACUUCAAAUAAACUGUAAAAAGUAACAAAAGCCGAAACCGAAACCAAAACCGAAGCAGAGCAAAAAACAAUCGUUUUUAUAUUCCUCAUCAACAAUUUCUGUUGUUCUUGUUGCUGUUUAUUGUUGUGAUUAAAUCAAUUCUUGUGCUGUAUAAAAAGAUGUCACCACUGUUGGAACGUACAUUGCUAUUAUUAGGCAUACUAUGCAGUUUACAAGCAACUACUGCGCUGAUGUGUUACGACUGCAAUAGCGCCUACGAUCCCAAUUGUGGUGAUCCAUUCGAACCAUAUACGCUCGGCAAGGUCAAUUGCACUCAGCAAGAACCGCUAGAACAUCUCAAGGACAAAUACACCAAACCAGUACUGUGCCGCAAGACCACACAAAAGGUCUAUGGCAAAGUGCGCGUUGUACGCGGCUGCGGCUACAUACCCGAUGAGCGUACCGAUGAUGGCGCUUGCUUGAAACGCUCCGGCACACAUGACGUGCAAGCCAUCUACUGUGCGUGCACAUCCGAACUCUGCAAUCAUGCCGCCUCCACAUUGUAUCAGAGCAACAACCAUCCCAUAAUAUCGGCACUACCCUACACAUUAGCUGCGUUCUUUGUUUGGUUCACUACAUUUUCGUGUCAUUUCAAUAUCAAUACUUUUGGCGCUGUGCAAAAUUCAUAAAUACGAGAUAUACAAAAACUUAGACACAUACAUACAUAUACUCGUAUAUAUAUAAAAUAAGAACAUACAUAUGUGUAUAUGUGUAUUACGGAAAUUAAGGCGAGAGAUUUAUUUUUCAAUUUGGAUUUGAAUUGUCAUCACAAAAACCAUACAGUGGAAUAGAAGAUAGUGCGGAAAAACAAACACAAACAACAAAAUACAAGUAAAGGUUGGAGAAAAAAAAAAAAAACAAA
Anastrepha obliqua is the source of this 1544-nucleotide messenger RNA. RefSeq lists its product as uncharacterized. The transcript has 4 exons. Bases 802 to 1311 code for a protein of 169 amino acids. NCBI's taxonomy places the organism in Eukaryota, Metazoa, Arthropoda, Insecta, Diptera, Tephritidae. The record is from RefSeq and is a predicted model, not a curated record. Gene Ontology annotation, biological process: sleep; regulation of synaptic transmission, cholinergic; positive regulation of voltage-gated potassium channel activity.